This is a messenger RNA of Mercenaria mercenaria, 666 nucleotides long. RefSeq lists its product as uncharacterized. Lineage: Eukaryota; Metazoa; Mollusca; Bivalvia; Venerida; Veneridae. Gene Ontology annotation, biological process: xylan biosynthetic process. The transcript has a single exon. The record is from RefSeq and is a predicted model, not a curated record. The coding region runs from base 1 to 666 and encodes 221 amino acids.
AUGGACCUCAGUGCCAACGUGCACCUGAAAGAAAGACCAAAGAUUAAACGCAAUGACAGUGAAAUAUCUAUUUCUAAAAAUAGAACCGUCUGGAAUAAGCUGCCUCCAGGUACACAAAUGGGAGAACGGCAAGUUGCCGCUAUAGGAAAGGUUUUACCUCCAGACGGCAAUUUGCUUGUCUGGGGAUUAGGAAAUGAUAGUCCAUUUUGGUACGACAGUACUCAAGGUAAAGUCAUCUUUAUUGAACCUGCAGGCUUUUGGUUUAAGAAAAUUAUGAAAAAAUACCCUUAUCUGGAAGCGUACCCAGUAUAUUAUACAACUGAAACUGAGAAAUCUUUUGAUAAAUAUAUCAACAACCGAGACAUUUGGUCAGAUCUCGAUAUUCGAUCACAGUUACCUCGGGUUGUUAAACAAAUUCCUUGGCAUGUGAUAAUUGUAGACGCACCGCCAGGAUACAAUGGUGGGCCCGGCAGAUACCAGUCUAUCUACACGUCAUCAUUACUGGCACGGAAUGGUACUCAUAUUUUUGUUGAUGACUACAAUAGAAAGGUUGAAAAACAGUUUUCACUGAAAAUGCUUGGCACUCCAGUCGAAGUGGUUGAACGGCCACCCAAGGGCAUACUUUUUGCAAAUGAACAAGCUCAUUUUAUACAUAUCAGUGGCUAA